AGCUUGCUGCAGGAUGUUCUAUGUUCUAAGAUAACAUUUAACUACCGUUGAUUUGUGGUGUUAAGACCCAGUGGCGUGGGUUGAGAACACGUUUUAGGUUUAUUAUCAUUACUAGAACAGCAGCAGUCACACAUGGCAAAGGCAUUCAAAUAAACGAGAUAUAGGCUACUUCAGGGCUUCGUUAUCUACUAGUGCUGUAUUGCUUUCGUUUCUACAAAGGAACCCAGAGUAUUGUUGUGGCUUUGAAUAACUACACAUUUCGAGGUGACGGGGUCCUAGCCGUCAAUCACACCUUUACAUUGCCCACAAUUCUCAGAAACGAAAGAAAUCUAAUCAAAUCUGAGUCGGGUCGUCACGGGGACAGAGAGGAAGACGCAACGACUUAAACAACGCAAACAUCUGAACCCUCCUCUGGCUCCUGCUCUACGGUGCUGGACCCGGCCAUCAUGCCCCGCUCCUUCCUCGUGAAGCCUACCGGACGCCGCGCGCUCCGUGACUCUGUUGACCGAGCCGAUCACGAGCGUGCGGACCCGGAGCCCCGGUGUGCGCGCGGACAGAUGCUCGUCCCUGUGUUUGACGUGCCUCCCGCCGCGACGGGGGGGCCUGGGGCAGAGUGGGGCCCGUCACAACCCUGGACUCAAAUGGAUACCAGACCGACCAGAACCGAAAGGACCGACCGGACCGCCUCGGCGAACUGGCCCGACGUCCAGGUACUUCAGACCCAGAGGGAGAGGGAUCUGGAGCAGCUGGUGUUGGUGCUGUUGGACCACGCCUCGCACGCCGCUCUGGCGCCGCGACUCAGCGCCUGCACGCACUGCGAGGAGCCCCGGUCUCAGUUCCGGUCCACCAGGGGGGGGGCUGUUGGCCUGUCGGACCUCGCAGUACACCCCGCAGCCAGCAGCCGGCUUCAGAGCCCCCCAGGCAGCCAGCCAAUAGCAGCCUGCAGAAGGGAAAAGGAGCGUAGCUUCCCCUGCCCGGUGUGUGGGAAACGUUUCCGGCGGUCAUCCACACUGACCACCCACAAGCUGAUCCACUCCGACACGCGGCCGUAUUCCUGCUCCUACUGCGGCAAGGGCUUCCACCAGAAGUCUGACAUGAAAAAACAUACCUUCAUACACACCGGAGAGAAGCCCCACGUGUGCCGGGUGUGCGGGAAGGCCUUCAGCCAGAGCUCCAACCUCAUCACGCACGGCCGCAAGCACGCCGCCGCCGCCGAGAGGCCAGUCUCCUGCCGGCUCCGCCCCCGCGGCCACGACCGCCGCCACGCCCUGCAGCGCCAGCAGGAGGGGCCCUGUUUCUACGGCAACGCUCCCUCAGGGAGCCCCGCCCCCCCAUGGAGCCACGCCCCUCCGGGGGCCCCCAUCCUCGGAGCCCGCCCAGAGGGGCGUCGCUGGCCGGGGUCAGCCGAGGCGUUCUGAGACCCCGCCUCCUUUAGUUUGUUUGUUUGCCGUUUUACUCCCGAUUACUUCUGUCUGGGAUCAUUAAAGUUGUUGGAGGAUCUCAGGGUGUGUCCGUGGAUUUGUGGUGUUACCAACUGCUUUUAUUUAAGGUCGCUGAAGCCAAUUGACUUUGAAAUGACUGAUGUUGUGGAGAUGAUGCGUUGAGACACAUUAAAGCGUCGGUCUAGUCCAGAGCAACAGGGGGUCCGGUGCGUUGAUGAGGGUCUGCCUGAGUCUGACGUCACCUGGUUCACACAUCUAGAUGGUCCAUGAGCUUCACGUGAACAAGUGGAAACUGUCCUCAAUCCUUAAUCCUUUUCUGAUUAACUGUGAAACAGCAACGUUUGUUGACUUGCUACAUCCUAGUAUUGCAAACCGAACAUACAAAGUAUACUUUUAAGGUUAAAAAAAACAUAUCAAACCAUCUUAACAAUAUUAAUUUGUUGUGACCUAGCUAAAUCAUUUUCUCUACGUUACAUAAAAUAAAAAAAUAUAAAUAGUU
Molecule: messenger RNA, 1941 nt
Organism: Gadus morhua (Atlantic cod)
Lineage: Eukaryota; Metazoa; Chordata; Actinopteri; Gadiformes; Gadidae
Product: zinc finger protein 221
Exons: 6
Coding region: 447-1418 (323 amino acids)
Biological process (GO): regulation of transcription by RNA polymerase II
Cellular component (GO): nucleus
Molecular function (GO): DNA-binding transcription factor activity, RNA polymerase II-specific
Source: RefSeq, a predicted model, not a curated record